AUGUCUGACCCAGUUGUCUUGCAGUCGGCAGUGCGAGUGCCCACGCCGCCCCCCGGCGCUUCCUACUCCCCUCAACCGUCCGGGUCACGCAAGCGAUCGCCUCCCUCUCGCUCACCUUCCCCGAACCGGCGACCUUCACCUCCUGGUGACUCACAAGGAGCUGAUGGCGAUGUGCCGCAUAUCGAUUCGGAACGUGCGAUUGAGCGCGAGCGCCAGCUAGCGGAGCGGCUCCGCCAACAUGAGCAACAGGAAGCUGCUCGAAAACCGAUGACGGAGGAGGAAAAGCAGGCCGCCGCUAAAGCAGAAUACGAAAAGCUUCUGAACAUGCGGUCGGGCGGUACUUAUAUCCCCCCUGCGCGACUUCGUGCCCUACAGGCACAAAUUACAGAUAAGACCAGCAAGGAGUACCAGCGGAUGGCGUGGGAGGCAUUAAAGAAGUCGAUCAACGGUUUGAUCAACAAGGUCAACGUUUCCAAUAUCAAAUUCAUCGUACCAGAGCUAUUUGGUGAGAACCUGGUACGAGGACGGGGUCUGUUUUGCAGAAGCAUCAUGAAAGCUCAGGCAGCCAGUUUGCCAUUCACACCAAUCUAUGCAGCAAUGGCGGCAAUUGUCAACACCAAGCUACCACAGGUAGGAGAGCUGCUACUGAGCCGCUUGAUUAUUCAGUUUCGGAAGGCUUUCAAGAGGAACGAUAAGGCAGUGUGCAUAUCAUCCACGACAUUUAUCGCUCAUUUGUGUAAUCAGCAAGUCGUGCACGAAAUGCUCGCCGCGCAAAUACUGCUCCUCUUGCUUCACAAACCCACCGACGACAGUGUUGAGAUUGCAGUUGGACUGACGCGAGAAGUCGGUCAGCAUUUGGAAGAAAUGAGCGGCCCUAUUGCCUUGGCAGUGUUUGACCAGUUCCGAAACAUCCUGCACGAAGCCGACAUUGACAAGCGUGUACAAUAUAUGAUUGAGGUGCUAUUUCAAGUACGCAAAGACCGAUAUAAAGAUAAUCCGGCUGUCAAGGAGGAGCUUGACCUGGUGGAAGAGGAAGAUCAAAUUACACACCGAAUCGGGCUGGAUGACGAAAUCGAGACACAGGACAGCUUAAACAUUUUCAAGUUUGAUGCGCAAUGGGAGGAACAUGAGGAGGCGUAUAAGAAACUCAAGGCAGAGAUUCUAGGCGAGGGAAGCGAUGAUGAGGACGAGAGUGACGGGGGCGACGAGAGUUCGGACGAGGAAUCCGAAGAAGAGCGGCAAAUGGACAUCAAGGACCAGAGCAAUACCGACCUUGUGAACCUGCGUCGAACCAUUUAUCUGACGAUCAUGUCCAGUAUCGACUUUGAAGAAUGUUGUCACAAGCUGAUGAAGAUCUCGCUGCCAGCUGGACUGGAGCCCGAGCUUCCAUCGAUGAUCAUUGAAUGUUGUUCCCAGGAGCGUACGUUCUCGAAGUUUUAUGGUCUCAUUGGUGAGCGGUUCGCAAAGAUAAACAGACUGUGGUCGGAUCUCUUUGAGAAUUCGUUCGCCAAGUAUUACGAUACUAUUCAUCGAUAUGAAACCAACAAGCUGCGCAACAUUGCUCGUUUCUUUGGGCACAUGCUAGGCAACGACGCAAUUGGCUGGCAUGUUCUAUCCAUCAUCCAUCUUAACGAAGAAGAAACGACGUCAAGCAGCCGUAUCUUUAUCAAGAUCCUCUUCCAGGACCUCGCAGAGCAUCUUGGUAUUCCCAAGCUACGCGAACGCAUGACAGACGAGAUUUUGCGUCCCAGCUUCGACGGGCUGUUCCCACUAGACAACCCUCGCAACACCCGCUUCUCCAUCAACUACUUCACCAGUAUCGGUUUUGGUGCACUGACGGAAGAGAUGCGGGAGCACCUGAAGAACAUGCCCAAGCCCGCGCCCCCUGCCUUACCUCCAGCUCGCGACUUGGACUCGGAGUCUGUCAGCUCCCGUUCGUCUUUUUCGUCACGCUCCCGCUCUUAUUCCCGCUCUCGCUCCCGUUCAUACUCGCGCUCGCCAUCGCCGCAACGUGACCGCCGACGUUCGAUCAGCCGGGGCAGGUCCUACUCGCGAUCCCUGUCCGGUUCCCGCCGCAGCUACACCCCAAGCUCCUACACCGCAUCUCAAUCCAGAUCACCAGCUCCACGGAGUCGUCGUCGACGCUCCGUUUCUUACAGCCGCUCGCCAUCCCGCAGUCCUCCUCGUCGAGGUGGCCGUGGACGAGCCGACUCCCGCUCUCCGCGCCGGAGCCCAAGCCGCAGUCUUUCUCGAUCUGUUAGCCCUCCCCGACGAAUCGGCAGAGCCCGCAGCUACUCCCGAUCGCCAUCGCGUUCCGUCUCCCCUCCGCCCCGCCGCACGGCCAGACGUUACUCAUCAGAGUCUCUCUCACCACCUCGGCAACGUACCGAGAGAAGCAUAUCCCGCUCCCGUUCGCCUCGCCGCCCGCCUACUACCCGUCGUGGCCGGGAUCACUCAGUCUCUCGAUCGCGCAGCCCGCCACGCUACGCAAGGAACCAGCGGCGACGGAACUCCAGUUCAAUAUCUCGUUCGCCGUCCCCACCGACGAGACGGAGGGCUCCAUCUUCUACACCACCGCCCCGUCGUUGA
Messenger RNA from Aspergillus calidoustus, 2589 nucleotides. Lineage: Eukaryota; Fungi; Ascomycota; Eurotiomycetes; Eurotiales; Aspergillaceae. The record is from the annotation of a GenBank genome assembly.